GACACUGAAGCCUGAAGACACCUCUACUGCCAGCCAACCCCUAAGCACUGGGGGUGGAAUCACAUGCUGUUUGCUCACAGGAAGAGCAUUCUGCAAACUCUUAAUAUCUCAGUCAAAAGUUUCAUAGCUGGUGGACCAUGGAGCUUCUUGUGAAUGUGAACAAAUGGAUAGAAGAAAACAAAACUGCCUUUUUGCCGCCUGUUUGCAAUAAGCUUAUGCAUCGCUAUCAAUUAAAUGUGAUGUUUGUUGGAGGGCCAAAUGAAAGGAAGGAUUAUCAUAUUGAAGAAGGAGAAGAGCUUUUUUACCAGGUUCAAGGAGAUAUGUGUUUGAAGAUAAUUGAAAAUGGGAAACAAAAAGAUGUUGUCAUCCGAGAAGGGGAGAUGUUCCUCCUGCCUGCCAGGAUACCUCAUUCUCCUCAGAGAUAUGCAAACACUGUGGGUCUUGUGAUUGAAAGGGAAAGACUAAAAACAGAAAUUGAUGGGCUAAGAUACUAUGUUGGAGAAUCAACUAAUGUCCUCUUUGAAAAAUGGUUUCACUGUGAAGAUCUCGGCAUUCAACUUAUACCAAUAAUUAAAGAGUUUUCCAAUUCAAGGCAAUAUCAAACUGGAAAACCAAAUCCAGAUGAACUCCUGAAAGAAACACCUUUCCCACUAAAUUCCACUUCCGUUAUGGAGCCAUUUUCCUUCCCAGGCUGGUUAAAUGAUCAUCGUGGUGAAAUAAAACAGAAGAAAUCCUUGAGUAUGUUUGGAGAUAAUUUUGAAACAGAGGUUAUAGCUUAUGGACCAGGAACAACUGAGAAAAGUAAAAAGACUUCAGAUAUCUGGAUAUGGCAGCUGGAGGGCACCUCAACUGUUACCAUGGAUGGUAAGACCCUGACUCUAUCUGCUGGUGACAGCCUGCUUGUUCGUGCCCAGUCUACGUAUAGCUGGAAAAGAACAGAAGAAUGCAUUGCUCUCUCCGUCGCUCAGGACCCAAAACGCAAGCAGCCUUAUAUCUAGCUCCUGUGGCAGUUGACUUUGAUGAUAACUAAGUUUUAGCCUACUUUAAAGAUCUUUUAGGCAGAAUUCCUGGAAAUUUCAAGUCUAACACAAUGCUUAAACUGAUUUAAGUGGAGUCAACUGCUGUGCCCAGUUAAAAUCUUUUCCCCCAAAUAAGAUUUUAGCAAAAUUUACAAUCACUAAUUUUUUUAAGAACUACUGUUCUGUUGGGUUUUGUCUGAAAGGAAAUUAAAACAGGUCCAAGUUGUAUCAUAUAUGUUAUUAGAUAAGUAAUCCUGAUAUCUAGAAGAAGUUAGAGGCUUUUCAAAUGCAAGUCUCUGCCACAAGAUGCAGAAAAGGAGAUGGGAUUGAUACUAUUAUACCUACUUAGGUAGAAGUCUUCAUUUUGUCAUUUGUUAUAGAUUAGCUACAAGAUUUGUUACCCAGCCUACAGUAGGGGAGCUUUAAUUGACAGUAGUUCACAGAUCUUCUGAGAUCUUUUGCUAAAAGUUUGGCUCAUUUUUUAAAAGAUCCUAUCUGCUGCACUGCUUGAGGAUCUCAGUGCUUUGUGAAAGAGAGGAAGGUGCAUUAGUGAAGGGGGAAGCAGUACCUGGAACAUCAGGCAUUACUUAGACCAUCACUGUACUUGCUUCAGGUAGAACUUAUUAGCAGUUUACCAAAUCCAGCAAUGCAGUGUCAAGCACAGCAGCACACCACACAUACCAUGCUGGAUGCUGUGGAUACACUACACUAUCAAGAACAUAGCACUGCAAUAGGACCAACACUGGAGCUUCUGGGUCAUGGGUGUGUUCCUGUGCAGCAGAAAUCUCAAGCCAAAGUAGCCUUAAGAAGUGUGUUAGAGGAAUAAAAGAGCAGAAAAAUUGUUGUAAUCAAUUUCCAUUAACUGCUGCUGCUGCUUUUUGAACAAUGAGGCUUCUUGCAGAAAUAAUAAAUAUCAAAUUAUUUUUUCCUGCUUUUAUUCCAGGAACUCUCCAGAGGGGUUUUUGUUUGGUUUGGGGUUUGGAUUUUUUUAAUUGUCCUUCACAUUAUUAAGAUCAGAAAACAAGUUGCUUAUCAAUUACACAUUUGAGAAAGUAAAAAAGUUAUUUCUUGAUUUUUUUUUUCAUUCUAAUUAAGUUCAGAAAAAUAGUUCUUUAUCACCUACAAAGCUCAUUAAACUGAAACGUCAU
Molecule: messenger RNA, 2167 nt
Organism: Pseudopipra pipra
Lineage: Eukaryota; Metazoa; Chordata; Aves; Passeriformes; Pipridae
Gene: HAAO
Product: 3-hydroxyanthranilate 3,4-dioxygenase
Exons: 10
Coding region: 138-998 (286 amino acids)
Biological process (GO): quinolinate metabolic process; 'de novo' NAD+ biosynthetic process from L-tryptophan
Cellular component (GO): cytoplasm
Molecular function (GO): 3-hydroxyanthranilate 3,4-dioxygenase activity; iron ion binding
Source: RefSeq, a predicted model, not a curated record